AUGUCAAGCAAAUCACUAGCCCGCGAGGAAGCUGCAACUCGGCGGCGGCGGCCGGCGGCCAUCGAAGCCGAUGAGAAGGUGUAUGUAGCAGUUGGUAAGAUCGUGAAGGAGAGCAAGUCGGUGCUGACAUGGACUCUGCAGAACAACUCCGCCGGAAAGAAGAUUUGCAUCAUCCUCGUUCACCAACCAUCCAACAAGCUCCCUCUCUUUGGUGGGAUUCAAGAGGCGGAAACCCGGAAGCGCCACGAGAAGGAAAGGAGUGCUGCUCAUAAGAUUCUGGAUGACUACAUCUCAAUAUGUCAGAAAAUGGGGUUUCGAGCUGAGAAAUUGAUGGUCGAGAACGAUUCGAUAGCGAAAGGGAUUCUGGAGAUCAUUUCUAGCUAUGGUGUUAGAAACCUUGUUAUGGGAGCAGCAUCUGAUAGUAGAUAUUCAAGGAACAUGAUGGAGGUCAAGUCGAGGAAGGCGAUAUCCGUGCGUCUCCAGGCUCCUGCGCUUUGCCAAAUUUGCUUUGUCUGCAAAAGCCGCCUGAUCAACAUAAGGGAAGGAAUUUCCGAUGUGGGUAAUUACGUGAGGUCUUUCGUCGACCAGCCCGACUUCAAUUUCCAGCAAGAACAGCCGACCACGCUAUUCAGAUCUCGGUCGGCCGUUCACCGGCGGAGCGGAUUGCUACAGCUGGCCACCGCACCACAAGACUCGCUCUCCGAGGUGAACGGUGGCUGCUACGGUGGUGGUGGUGGAGGCGGCAGAGUAUCGUGUUCCACUACGACGAUCACGGACGAAAACGACGGCAAUCCAUCGACUCCGCGAGACACGUCGGCCGAAUUCAACGGGAGCGAGUCGAGGAGCCCUCGGAGCUCCGUCCUGUCGCUGUCUUCCUCCGGCGGGAUCGCCGUCGGCAGCGUGGGUGCGAAUAGUAAUUUCUCCAGGUUCCUAGCGCCGGUGGGAAUGGAGCUGAUGAACUCGGAUUCCAUUUCCAAACACGAUGAACCGAUUGGUGGUGACCAUCUGAAGCGAGCCGUGGGAGAUCCGUCGACGUUGUCAUCAGGGAAUUCGCGGCGGGAAUCGCUGGACGACGCAGUGAGACGAGCCAAGGCUGAGAAAGAAGCGUUCGAGGAAUUCAUCAGCUUGAAGAGAGAUGCCCUGGAUGAAGCCGUCCGACGAGCCAACGCCGAAAAAGUUGCUUCCGAAGCCAUAGAAACGGCCAAAGCACUGGAGAACCUGCUUUCGGAGGAGUUGAAGCGGAGGAAGGAAACAGAGGCUAUCCUCUCAAAAGAGAAGGAGGAACUUCGGGUUGCCUUGGAACAGAAGAACAGGCUCGACAGACAAAUGGCGGAUUACUAUCAAAUGGUGAAAGAGCUGGAGCAGAAGAUCAUCUCCGCUGUGGAACUUAUGAAGCAUUACAAGCAAGAGCGAGACGAAUUGCAGAUCGAGCAUGAUAACGUGACAAAGGAGGCAGAGGAGCUGAAGAGAGCCAGAGCAGAGCAGGCUUCCACUUCGGCAGCAGAACCACCACCCACGACCCAAUUGUCGCCUCUGUUCACCGAAUCGGAAAUCGAAGAAGCCACCAACAACUUUUCCGAUUCGGUCAAGAUCGGAGAAGGCGGAUUCGGCAAGAUUUACAAAGCCGAGCUCCGAUACACCCAGGUCGCCAUCAAGUUGCUCGACCCAAAUGGCUUGCAGGGCCCCGCCGAGUUUCACAAGGAGGUGGAUAUCCUGAGCAAAAUGAGGCACCCAAAUCUGGUGACUCUGAUCGGAGCCUGCCCUGAAUCGUAUGCUCUGAUUUACGAGUACUUACCCAACGGAAGCCUGGAAGACCGGUUGAACCGAAAGGGCGAUUCGACUGCGCUGCCGUGGCGAAUCCGGCUCCGAAUCGCCGCCGAGAUCUGCUCCGUCCUGAUCUUCCUCCACUCCUGCAAACCGCAGAGCAUAGUCCACGGCGACGUCAAGCCGUCCAACAUCCUCCUGGACGCCAAUUUCGUCAGCAAGCUGAGCGACUUCGGGAUCGCUCGCUGGCUACACAACAGGGAAGGUUCGAGCGCGAAUCGGACCGUGUUCUGGCGGACCGACCCGAAGGGGACCCUGGCGUACAUAGAUCCGGAGUUUUUCGGCACCGGGAAGCUGACGGCGAAGUCUGAUGUGUACUCGUUUGGGGUGAUUCUGCUGCGGCUGCUGACGGGGAGGCCGGCGGUCGGGUUGCCGACGGAGGUGCAGUGCGCGUUGAGCGACGGGCACCUGGAAGAGAUUCUGGAUCCGUCGGCCGGGGAAUGGCCGCUGCGGCGAGCGGAAGAGCUGGCGAAGAUGGCGCUGAGGUGUUGCGAGUUGAACCGGCAGAGCCGGCCGGAUCUUGCGGCGGAGGUGUGGGGAGUGCUGAAGCUCUUUUUUUUUUUGGACGACAGAGAACGGUGA
Messenger RNA from Linum trigynum, 2406 nucleotides. NCBI's taxonomy places the organism in Eukaryota, Viridiplantae, Streptophyta, Magnoliopsida, Malpighiales, Linaceae. The record is from the annotation of a GenBank genome assembly.